GAGAGCAGGGCUGAGCCCGUCGACUGUCUGGAACGAGCACUUUUCAUUGGUUUUCUCUGACCCUGGAAGCUGCAAAUCUGCCUGUCUCGAAUGCAGCUUAUUGUGCGAACAGCCUUUUCAUCGCUUGCAUAGACAAGAAACCCGUAUUGAUACUGCACCCUCGCUGCAAGUCUCCGCAUUGAUUUCUCCCCCGGUCGCGAUCGAGCCCCAACCGCCACGAUGCCCAAGGACAAGGACCGUGCGAUGAACCCUGCCAUGGCGCAGCGGAAGCUGGAAAAACAAAAGACCCUCAAGAAAGGAAAGGCCGAGGCUGUGGCCCGCCGCAAUGAGAAGCUCGCGCGUCGCAACCCGGAGCGCAUCCAGCGCCAGAUCACCGAUCUCAAAGCCGUCGAAGAAUCAGGCCAGCCACUCCGCCCGCGUGACAAGCAGAUCCUGGAAGCUCUCGAGCGCGACCUCCGCGCGGUGUUGAAGGCGCGAGAAGCAUUAGGCGAGAAGGCACCCAAGUUUUCCUCUGGCGGCGGCGGCGGCGGCGACGGCGACGGGAUCCUCGGUAAGAGGCGGCGAGAGGGCAAUGACCGUCGCCACCAAAAACAGUACGACAGCGCAAGCAGCGACACAGACGAGAGCGUCCGGAGGAUACCCAUGCCGCGCGACACGCCGCCACCCAUUCCGCGACAGCAACAACGACGAGGAAGGGGACCACAAAGGCAGCAGCAGGGAGAAGAAGGCCAGCGCGGCGAGCAUGCCUUACCGGCACGACCUGCCGUGGAGGCCAAGACGGUAUAUGAAGCCGCGCCCGCGAUCCGCAACCUCCGCCAGGAAGCCGUGAGCAAGUUCGUCCCUGCGGCAGUGCGCAUGAAACAAGAGGCGAUCCGCGGCCAGGGGAAACUGCUCGAGCCUGAGGAAAUGGACCGCCUAGAACAGGCAGGGUACUCGGCUAGCACGGCGGCUGAUCACGGACAACAAGUGACGGCGAGCCAUGACGACGAUAAUGAUGCGGAUCACGAACAAAGACUACAGGAGGAGGAAAAUCGAUUCCAUCGGGAGCUCCGGACGGUGCAGAUCGAGGAAGUCGAGGAUGAGGAGGCCUAGACGCCGCCCCAAUCUACACCUCAUAUAUUGUACAUUACUUAAGACUCGAAAUUACAACUUGCCUUUGGUCGAAUAAUCCAAGCAUUGUCUACUUCUUGGGCCUUUUUGGGCGAAUACUCAACUAAUUAAGAGUCUAUGAUACCUGCCCCCAAAAAAAAGAAAGAAAACGCCAUUGACAGAAACGGCAGACGGCACCGGUCAAUUAAAAAGGGAAAUCCAUAAUCGGUAUUUCCAAGAGAGAGUAAGAAGGGCAAAAGAGAAAAAAAAUUUGGCUUGAAAUGGCGAGGAGAAGGGAAGCGUGCAGUAUGUCAAAAAGGGGAUGAGAGGAGGCAUUACGGCAUGACAA
Messenger RNA from Penicilliopsis zonata CBS 506.65, 1438 nucleotides. RefSeq lists its product as hypothetical. The record is from RefSeq and is a predicted model, not a curated record. The transcript has 5 exons. Gene Ontology annotation, biological process: RNA processing. Lineage: Eukaryota; Fungi; Ascomycota; Eurotiomycetes; Eurotiales; Aspergillaceae. The coding region runs from base 220 to 1092 and encodes 290 amino acids.